AUGAUUAGCGAGACGGGCUCCAAUGUAAUUGUAAUGCUUACCAAAGAGGUGGAAAAUGACAAGAUAAAAUGUACACACUACUGGCCACUGGAGCCCGGGAACGCUUUCACGUUCGACACCCUGCGGGUGACUCUGGUGAGCGAGGAAAAGACGUUCGAGAACCGACUCGUGGAGCGAACAUUGGAGCUGCACCACCCCGACACCGGCGACCGAAGAGAGAUCAAGCAUUACCAGUACCUGGACUGGCCCGAUCACGGCCUCCCAGAAAGUGCCGCCGCCUUCCGCAAGAUCCUACACAAGGUGGACAGAGUGCGCGCGGAACAAUCUCCAAUCGUAGUCCAUUGCAGUACCCUGGAGAAGCUGCACUUACACCUCAAGGAAAAGCCCGACGAGCCCCCGGAGUUCAACGUGCUGCAGACGGUGCUGCGGAUGAGGGAACAGCGCGUGGGCAUGGUCCAGACGAAGCUGAGCGUGGGUGUGCAGGAGCAAUACAUCUUUUGCUACAAGGCUCUCCUCGAGGAAACGCAGAAGCUGGGCCUGACGUCGGUGACGGCAGAUCAUCUUGUGUGA
Acanthamoeba castellanii str. Neff is the source of this 570-nucleotide messenger RNA. Its product is annotated as Proteintyrosine phosphatase. The transcript is spliced from 6 exons. The coding region runs from base 1 to 570 and encodes 189 amino acids. NCBI's taxonomy places the organism in Eukaryota, Discosea, Longamoebia, Acanthamoebidae. The record is from RefSeq and is a predicted model, not a curated record. Gene Ontology annotation, biological process: protein dephosphorylation. Gene Ontology annotation, molecular function: protein tyrosine phosphatase activity.